GAUUUCGUUUUGCUCAUCAAAAUGGCUGGAUCCUCGAGAAACAAGCAGAAGGCUGAUGUCGCCACGAUCCUCCGCAAGUCUUGGUACCAUUUGCGGCUCUCGGUUCGGCAUCCCACUAGGGUCCCCACUUGGGAUGCGAUCCUUCUCACUGCCGCCAGUCCACAACAGGCCGAGCUCUACGAUUGGCAGCUCCGGCGUGCCAAGCGUAUGGGACGGAUAGCUGACUCCACCGUCACUUUGGCCGUUCCUGAUCCUGAUGGCAAGCGGAUCGGCUCCGGAGCUGCCACUCUUAACGCCAUCUAUGCUCUCGCUCACCAUUAUGACAACUUAGGUUUCCAUCCUCCUGCUUCUUCUCCUGAGGAGGAAGUUGCAAAUGGUCACUCCUCUGAAGAGUCUUGGGUUAGAUUCCUCUCUGAGAAACAUGUAUUGAUGCUUCAUGCUGGAGGUGACUCCAAGAGAGUACCUUGGGCCAAUCCCAUGGGCAAAGUAUUCCUCCCACUUCCUUUUCUUGCUGCUGAUGAUCCUGAUGGUCCUGUUCCUCUCCUUUUUGAUCACAUUCUUGCUCUUGCUUCUUCUGCAAGGCACGCUUUCCGUGAUCAAGGUGGAUUAUUCAUUAUGACCGGUGAUGUCCUUCCAUGUUUUGAUGCAUUUAAAAUGACUCUCCCUGAAGAUUCGGCAUCCAUAGUUACUGUGCCUGUCACUCUUGAUAUUGCUUCCAACCAUGGUGUUAUUGUCACAUCCAAAUCUGAUUCUCUCGCCCAAGGCUAUACUGUCAGUUUAGUAAAUGAUCUUCUGCAGAAGCCUACAGUUGAGAAGCUUGUCAAGAAAGAUGCAAUCUUACAUGAUGGACGGACGCUCCUUGACACUGGGAUCAUAUCUGCGAGAGGCAGAGCAUGGUUGGAUCUGGUCGCUCUUGGAUGCUCUUGCCAACCCUUGAUCUCAGAACUUUUAAGCAGUAAAAAAGAGAUGAGUUUGUAUGAAGAUUUAGUGGCUGCUUGGGUCCCCUCAAGGCAUGAGUGGCUGCGAACCCGACCUUUGGGCGAACACCUUGUCAAUAGUCUAGGGAGGCAAAAGAUGUACAGCUACUGCACCUAUGAUUUGCAGUUUUUGCAUUUUGGAACUUCAAGUGAGGUAUUGGGUCACCUGAGCGGAGAUGCUUCAGGAAUUGUGGGUCGAAGGCACUUAUGUUCCAUCCCUGCAACUACGGUUUCCGAUAUUGCAGCGUCUUCUGUUAUUCUGUCUAGUGAAAUUGCACCAGGUGUCUCCAUUGGUGAAGAUUCACUUAUAUAUGAUUCAACAGUUUCUGGUGCUGUACAAAUUGGUUCCCAGUCCGUAGUUGUUGGUAUUCACAUCCCAAGUGAAGCUCUGGAGAGUUUCAGGUUCAUGCUUCCGGAUAGGCAUUGUCUUUGGGAGGUCCCAUUGGUUGGACGUAAAGAGAGAGUCAUAGUGUAUUGUGGUCUCCAUGAUAAUCCAAAGAACUCAAUUCACAAAGAUGGAACUUUUUGCGGUAAACCUUUAGAGAAAGUAAUAUGUGAUCUUGGCAUUGAGGAAAGCGACCUCUGGAGCUUUAAUGCAUCACAAGACAGAUGUUUGUGGAAUGCUAAAAUGUUCCCGAUUCUCACAUACAGUGAGAUGCUGAAGUUAGCAUCGUGGUUGAUGGGUCUAGAUGAUAGUAGAAACAAGGAAAAGAUAACCUUGUGGAGAAGCUCAAAACGUGUGAGCUUAGAAGAGUUGCACAGAUCAAUAAACUUUCCUGAGAUGUGCAAUGGUUCCGGCAAUCAUCAAGCUGAUCUUGCGGCUGGAAUAGCUAAAGCAUGUAUGAACUAUGGUAUGCUUGGGCGGAAUUUGUCUCAGCUCUGCCAUGAGAUUUUACAGAAAGAAUCACUAGGAUUGGAGAUAUGCAAGAAUUUUCUGGAUCAGUGUCCCAAAUUUCAGGAACAAAACUCCAAAAUUCUUCCAAAGAGUCGGGCAUAUCAGGUAGAAGUUGAUCUUCUACGAGCAUGUGGGGAUGAGGCAAAAGCGAGGGACUUGGAGCAUAAAGUCUGGGAAGCAGUUGCAGAAGAAACUGCUUCAGCUGUGAGAUAUGGUUUUAAAGAACAUCUCUUGGAAUCAAGCGGCAAGCUUCCUUGUGAGAAGAAUCAUAUUUGUCCUCUGGGUCGAGUUUUCCAACCAAGAAGGACGAAAGUUGAACUACCAGUUCGGGUAGAUUUUGUUGGUGGUUGGAGUGAUACACCUCCAUGGAGUCUAGAACGUGCGGGUUGCGUCUUGAACAUGGCAAUAACCCUAGAAGGUUCACUUCCUAUCGGCACAAUCAUCGAGACAACAAAUGAGAAGAGUGGAAUCUCAAUCCAAGACGACGCUGGAAACGAGCUGCACAUCGAAGAUCCAAUAACCAUCAAGACUCCCUUUGAAGUUAAUGACCCAUUCAGGCUUGUUAAAUCUGCUCUAUUGGUAACCGGCUUUGUUCAAGAAAACUUUGGCCGCCACUCCACAGGAUUAGCAAUAAAGACAUGGGCUAAUGUUCCUCGUGGUAGCGGUCUAGGAACCUCUAGUAUCUUAGCUGCAGCUGUUGUGAAAGGACUUCUCCAGAUAUCUGAUGGAGAUGAAAGCAAUGAAAAUGUUGCAAGACUCGUCUUGGUUCUGGAGCAACUCAUGGGUACUGGAGGAGGCUGGCAAGAUCAGAUUGGGGGAUUAUACCCAGGUAUCAAAUUCACUUCGAGUUUCCCAGGAAUUCCUCUGCGUCUUCAGGUUGUCCCGUUACUCGCAUCUCCACACUUGAUCACAGAGUUGCAGCAACGCCUCCUGGUUGUUUUCACGGGUCAAGUCAGGCUUGCUCACCAAGUCCUACACAAAGUUGUAGCAAGAUAUCUACAAAGAGAUAAUCUCUUGAUAUCAAGCAUAAAGCGUUUGACUGAGCUGGCAAAAUCAGGGAGAGAAGCGUUGAUGAACUGUGAAGUGGAUGACCUGGGGGAGAUAAUGUCAGAAGCUUGGAGAUUGCAUCAAGAGCUUGAUCCGUAUUGCAGCAAUGAGUUUGUGGACAAGCUUUUCGCGUUUUCGCAACCUUAUAGCUCAGGGUUCAAGCUUGUUGGUGCAGGUGGGGGAGGAUUCUCACUUAUACUGGCUAAGGACAGAGAGAAGGCUAAGGAGUUAAGGCAGAGAUUGGAAGAGCAUCCAGAGUUUGAUGUCAAAAUUUAUAGUUGGAGUGUAUCUGUCUCUAACAAUAGCGUGUGAUCCAUCUUUGCCUUGUUUUCUCCAUCUAUAAAGCCUUUGUAAUUUUAACUGAAACUGAAACUUGGGAAAGAAUAAAAGAAAACAUACUUUUUUGCUCGAC
Molecule: messenger RNA, 3331 nt
Organism: Eruca vesicaria subsp. sativa (arugula)
Lineage: Eukaryota; Viridiplantae; Streptophyta; Magnoliopsida; Brassicales; Brassicaceae
Source: the annotation of a GenBank genome assembly